This is a messenger RNA of Aureobasidium melanogenum CBS 110374, 933 nucleotides long. RefSeq names its product aldolase. The record is from RefSeq and is a predicted model, not a curated record. The transcript has a single exon. Lineage: Eukaryota; Fungi; Ascomycota; Dothideomycetes; Dothideales; Saccotheciaceae. Gene Ontology annotation, molecular function: 4-hydroxy-tetrahydrodipicolinate synthase activity. The coding region runs from base 1 to 933 and encodes 310 amino acids.
AUGUCUAAAGUUCCCCCGCCAGGAGUUUGGGCACCAGCCAUCACUUUCUUCGACCCAACAACAGACGAUCUCGAUCUUAGUUCCCAGAAGGCAUACUACAACUACCUAUCGAAAUCUGGCCUUACAGGGCUUGUUAUCUUAGGCACAAAUGCCGAAACCUUCCUUCUCACACGAACUGAGCGUGCUUCGCUACUGAAAUGUGCGCGCGAGGCUGUCGGUCCCGAAUAUGCCAUCAUGGCAGGAGUGGGUGGUCACUCGACAAAACAGGUGCUGGAAUACAUAGAGGAUGCAGCUCAGGCAGGAGCUGACUACGUCCUCGUCCUGCCACCUGGAUACUUCGGUCCUGCGACCACGGAGACUGUCGUUCGCAACUUUUACGCUCAAGUCGCAAAAGCUUCGGCUCUGCCAAUCGUGCUCUACAACUUCCCAGGAGUCUGCAACGGCGUGGAUCUUUCGUCGUCCCUGAUCACGGAACUGGCGAAUGCGCAUCCGAACAUCGUUGGCGUGAAGCUGACCUGCGGUAGCGUGGGAAAGAUCACAAGACUAGCCGCACAACUUCCCGCUUCUCGAUUCAGCGUGUACGGUGGACAGUCCGAUUUCCUUAUUGGCGGAUUGAGUGUUGGAAGCGCGGGAUGUAUUGCGGCAUUCGCGAACGUAUUUCCCAAGACAAUUAGUCGCAUCUACAAGCUCUGGACGGAGGGACAACAUGAGGAGGCCUUGAAAUUGCACAGAGUGGCCAGUCUGGCAGAGGAACCUUGCAAGGCAGGCAUUGCAAGCACAAAGUAUGCGGCCAGCAUUUUUUCGGCACCCAAGGCUGGCAUACAAGAUGCAGAAGCCAAAUUGAGACCUCGCCAGCCAUAUCCACCAGCACCAGAAGCAGUACAGAAGAAGAUUCGCGAAACCAUGUCCGAGAUGAGCAAGCUGGAAGGCUAG